Molecule: messenger RNA, 2325 nt
Organism: Rhineura floridana
Lineage: Eukaryota; Metazoa; Chordata; Lepidosauria; Squamata; Rhineuridae
Gene: RAB25
Product: RAB25, member RAS oncogene family
Exons: 5
Coding region: 338-985 (215 amino acids)
Biological process (GO): exocytosis
Cellular component (GO): recycling endosome
Molecular function (GO): GTPase activity; GTP binding
Source: RefSeq, a predicted model, not a curated record
UAGGCUGCACCUUUCACUUCCCCUGCUGUUACUCGAUUUCUCCUUCCCUGCCUGCCACCUUGCUCGGAAGGUCCCCCACCCAUCCAUCCACCCUCAUUCCAAACAAGAGCCUCGCCUUGCACAGGUCAACUUCGUUCCUUUCUCUCUCUCUCUCUCUCUCUCUCUCUCUCUCCUGACGCUCUUUCUGCUGCUGGCUUUAAAACUGUGUUUCUCUGCAAAGAAAACAGACUCGCAUUUCCCCGCCUCUCCUGCCUGGUUUAUUGGACUCUGGUACAAGCUUAUAGAAGGGCAGCGGAGGGAAUCCUCAGCCGAAGUGAGCCCAGGAGGGCGGCAAGCCAUGGGGGCAUCCGACGAAGAAUAUAACUUCGUCUUUAAAGUGGUCCUGAUUGGAGAAUCCGGAGUUGGGAAGACUAACCUGCUCUCCCGGUUCACCCGCAACGAGUUUAAUCACGACAGCCGCACCACGAUCGGGGUGGAGUUCUCCACUCGCACCAUUCUGGUGGGGGAUGCCCUGGUGAAAGCCCAGAUCUGGGACACAGCUGGGCUGGAGCGCUACCGUGCUAUCACGUCAGCCUAUUACCGGGGAGCCGUGGGUGCCCUCUUGGUUUUUGAUAUCACCAAACACCAAACCUACGAUGUGGUGGAGCGCUGGCUGAAGGAGUUGUAUGACCAUGCAGAGGCCACCAUCGUUGUGAUGCUGGUGGGCAACAAAACGGAUCUGGCCCAAGCCCGGGAGGUUCCUACAGAAGAAGCCAAGAUGUAUGCAGAAAACAACGGCCUGCUGUUUAUGGAAACCUCUGCACUGGAUUCCACGAAUGUUGAACUGGCUUUCGAAACUAUUUUGAGAGACAUUUACAACAAAGUGCAGCAACAGAAACAGAAAAGCCCCCUGGACAGCACAGUUUCACUCUCUGCUGAACACACUGAUGCCACAUCUGCCUCUCAAGCCGUGGAAAGGAAGCGCACCUGCUGCCUGAACAUCUGAGUGGCACAUGGGGAACAUUGCCCAUGCUGUGGAACCCAGCACUGGGGGUGGAGAAGGUUCCACACUCUCUGGAUAAUUGGUGGCCAAGAUGUCUGUCUUGCCGUAGCCUCAAUGGUCCUGGGGGUAGCUUUUAAAACUUUUUUGGCCAGGUUGUACUACCUAAAUCUAGGGGACACAAUGGUGUGUUGGGGUGACAAAGCAUCUUGAAUCAGAAUUCUGUCUAUGUGUGUGAACGGAUAUUUUUGCAGACCAGCCCCCCUGCAAAUUCCCAGUCCAGAUAUGAAGCUGUAGUGGGCACAAUCGUGCAGAAGUUAAUUGCAACUAGCAGUCCUGUACCCAGGGGUGCCAUAGCUCUUGUAGGGCCAAUAAAUGUGCAUCAGGAUUGCCUCAGAAUUCCCUGGGCAUGUUGCCAACCAACUUAGUUGAUUGCCUGGAUAGGUAGGUCUGUAGUUUAGCUAAAUGGAGCAUCCAUGUGCAGAGGCAAUGCACUUCUCAAUAUCCAUUGCUUUGGGGGGGGGAACAGCAGGAAGAAGCUCUGCUUGGCCACUAUGGGAAGCAGACCACAGGGUGCAAGGAUCCCCUUGUGGCUCCUCUUAUAUUCUUUUGUUGUAUUCCAAAGUGCUUAUUAGGACAAUGCCUAUAUUAGGCCAAUCAAAACGUCCCAGAAGAGUAUGCAAGCUUUUGAGUCCCCAGGAUUCUUCAUCUGACUUGAUGAAGUGUUCUGGGGAAUUUAAGCUUGCACGCUAUCCUGUGAUGUUUUAGCUAGCCUAAUAAAGGCAUUGUUUUAAUAGGAACUUUGGGAUUUUUCUCUUUUCUAUUUCUGUUGUUACCUCUUCAAGAUGCUUUUGCUAGACUGUUCAGUUUUGAGUAACCAAAACUCAAAGUCUUUGGAUCACUGAGCUGAGAUCCUUGGAAAUGCAUCCCAUCCCAAAGACACAGACAGACCUUUGUGGGAAUGGACAUUUGUCACUAUAUUGUGUGUACAUUUAUACAUAUAAAUAUAUAUAGAGAGACAUAUACAUAGAAUAUAUUUUGUAAAUAAAUUGCUCUGGAUUGUGUAUUUUUAAUUUAUUCCUUUGCUUAAUGUGAUGAUCCUGUGAAAACUAGGAGGGUAUGUAUGUUGGGGAAAACCCAUAAACAAAAGAAGGACAGGGCUUAUUUUGGAGAUAUUUAAGAUUCCUGUUAGAUAUUUCAAGAGUUAAAAAAUCAUUUUGCUUGUAUCAGUUCAGCUUAAUCAGUUCAGCUUGAAAUGCACAACAGCCCUACAAGGUAGGCUGGAAUUAUUGCAGAGGAGUGAGAGUUGUCAUUGUCUGAAGCUGGUUCUUGACUCCGUGGCUGAU